This is a messenger RNA of Kogia breviceps (pygmy sperm whale), 699 nucleotides long. It is a transcript of the gene TMEM114, whose product is annotated as transmembrane protein 114. The record is from RefSeq and is a predicted model, not a curated record. Gene Ontology annotation, cellular component: apical plasma membrane. Lineage: Eukaryota; Metazoa; Chordata; Mammalia; Artiodactyla; Physeteridae.
GGAGGUGGCGCGGGGGGUCCCGGCUCGGCGAUGCGGGUGCACCUGGGCGCGCUGGCCGGCGCGGCGGCGCUGACCGGGGCGCUCAGCUUUGUGCUCCUGGGGGCCGCCAUCGGCACGGACUUCUGACACAUCAUUGACACGGAGCGGCUGGAGCGGAGCGGCCCGGGGGCGUGGGACCCGGCAGGGGCCGCCAACCGCAGCCAGCUCGAACCUCUGAGCUCGCACUCCGGCCUCUGGCGGACCUGCCGGGUCCAGAGCCCGUGCGCGCCGCUGAUAAACCCCUUCUGGCAGGAGAACGUGACCUUCAGCGACUCGAGCCGACAACUUCUGACUAUGCAUGGGACAUUGUGAUUCUGCUGCCUCAGCCUGAUCCUGCUGAUUUUUGGGGGGAUGACAGGGUUUCUGAGCUUCCUCCUGCGAGGCCCCCUCCUCCUCCUGCUCACGGGGACCCUCUUCCUCUUUGGAGCCCUGGUGACCCUCGCGGGCAUCAGCGUCUACAUCGCGUAUUCAGCCACCGCCUUCCGGGAGGCGCUGUUUCUCCUGGAGGAGAAGGCCCUGCUGGACCAGGUUGACAUCCGCUUUGGCUGGUCCCUGGCCCUGGGCUGGAUCAGCUUCAUCGCUGAGCUGCUCACCGGGGUGGCCUUCCUGGCAGCAGCCCGCGUGCUCAGCCUGAGACAGAGGCAGGACCAGGCCAUCUGA